This is a messenger RNA of Arabis nemorensis, 552 nucleotides long. The record is from the annotation of a GenBank genome assembly. Lineage: Eukaryota; Viridiplantae; Streptophyta; Magnoliopsida; Brassicales; Brassicaceae.
AUGAACAACGAUGAGUCUGAUAAAGAGGAUGAGAAACAGAAACUGAAAGCUUCAGAGAAUGAAAAUCCGAAAACAGAGUCCAAAGAGGAAAAAGGAUCUCAUGGAACUUCAGAACAGAAGGAUAAGAAGAAGAACAUCCUCACAUGGCAACACACAAGUACAAAGAAAGAGAAGGGUAAUGGUAAUAAGAACUUGUUAAGCGAGAAAAAUGGUUUCACCGCUAGGCCGAUGAUGUACCACGGUGGAAGCAAUCCUUCGCACCUGUGGCCAAUAUCCGCAGGCCCGAGAGGCCGUUAUCCACCAUUCUCGAGACCACCAAUGUAUGGACCAUAUGGUGGUCGUGGUCCAAUGUGUGGUGGUGGUCGUCCAAUUCAACCAUACCAAUACCAAUUCAUGGCUCGACCCCUGAUGUUUAAUGGUCAUAUGUCACCAUAUCCGCCUAUGGCUCCACCUUUUUUUCCUCCCUAUUGGCAAAUCAGACCAUUCACGGAUGCUAAUCCUAUGACGCAAUACACUAGUUAUGCAGACAAUUACUCCUUUUGCUUUAUCUAA